UUCAGUGCAGACGCUCUCCGCUAUUCACACCGAUUUGACACACCGAGAUUUUUCGACGGCGCCUCGGCAGCUGCAAGAUGGAGCUAAAGACGUUUAUGUCUGCCAUCGUUUUCGUGGCGCUAACGUUUCCCGAGAACGUCGCUUGUUCGAAAGGACGGGUCGGACCGAAAGUGACAGAGAAGGUGUUCUUCGAUAUCACGGUUGCAGGCCACGAAGUGGGCAGGAUUGUGAUUGGUCUGUUUGGUGAGGUGGUUCCUCUGACCGUGAAGAACAUUGUGGCCCUGGCAACAGGACAGAAAGGCUAUGGGUACAAAGGCAGCAAGUUCCACCGGGUGAUUAAAGACUUCAUGAUCCAGGGAGGAGACUUCACAGCAGGGGACGGGACCGGAGGCCGUAGCAUCUAUGGGAACACGUUUGCAGACGAGAACUUCCGUCUGAAGCACCUGGGUGCGGGCUGGGUGUCCAUGGCCAACGCGGGGCCGGACUCAAACGGAUCCCAGUUCUUCAUCACCGCUGCCAGGGCUCCGUGGCUGGACGGCAAGCAUGUGGUCUUCGGCAAGGUGCUGGAAGGCAUGUCUGUAGUUCACACCAUCGAGCUUCAGGACACCAAUGACAGGAACCUGCCCUACACAGAAUGUGUGAUCGUCAACAGCGGGCGGAUCGAGGUGAAGGAGCCGUUCAUUGUGGAGGUGGAGGGGUGGUAACACCAGGAACCCACACACCUAAAGCCUCAAGCACGAUACAGACACACGUACACAGGAGGGGGGACCCUGUUUCCAUGUGUAGGGGAACUACACGGUCCAUCCCCCAGAGAAUUACAACUCAGCACAAAGUAUACAGGGUUCUGAUUUGAAGUAGCUUGUGUACGUGUGUUUGUGCUUGUUGGCUUUCAUUGUGAGGAUUUCGACUGUAGACUGGACUUACAAUCUCAUGCUGUAGACUUGUCACAAAGCUAAACUAUUAUGCAGAUUUUGUUUAUGUUAAUUUAUUACCAUAGUAUAUUCACUGCUCUCCAACGGGUGAAUACUAACUAUCUACAACCAUGCACUUUUGGUACGACUGACAUGAGACAUUUUAACUUCCUACAUGAAUUGCCAAAAUGAUCGGACUACAGCUUGCCAAACUAUCACUAUGCCAUUUGCACUACUGUUCAGACAGCACUUUUAUUUACCAAUUGAAACUCAUUUUACACUGUUGCUGGGAGUUAACACAUAUGCAAUACUGUUUUACAUAUCAAGCCGAAUGGUUUGUGACCAGGACCAAUUUAUAGGUUGUCCAGUGUUUCUGAAAUGGCAAAAUGUAAUUUAGCUAAUUUCUUUGAUUAAAUGUCUUAUAA
Molecule: messenger RNA, 1336 nt
Organism: Osmerus eperlanus (European smelt)
Lineage: Eukaryota; Metazoa; Chordata; Actinopteri; Osmeriformes; Osmeridae
Gene: ppic
Product: peptidylprolyl isomerase C
Exons: 5
Coding region: 78-704 (208 amino acids)
Biological process (GO): protein folding; protein peptidyl-prolyl isomerization
Molecular function (GO): peptidyl-prolyl cis-trans isomerase activity
Source: RefSeq, a predicted model, not a curated record